Molecule: messenger RNA, 1167 nt
Organism: Aspergillus puulaauensis
Lineage: Eukaryota; Fungi; Ascomycota; Eurotiomycetes; Eurotiales; Aspergillaceae
Product: TauD/TfdA dioxygenase family protein
Exons: 3
Coding region: 1-1167 (388 amino acids)
Cellular component (GO): cytoplasm
Molecular function (GO): 2-oxoglutarate-dependent dioxygenase activity
Source: RefSeq, a predicted model, not a curated record
AUGGCCCCAGCCCCAAUCGACCCAAGCAUCGUGGACGUGGCAGAGCCAAGGAAGGACACGCUCGGCCUCCCCAAGACAACCCUAGAAAGGCUUCAAAAAGCUGAGAUCGACCUCUCGAACGGAUAUCCGUACCGUCCGUCCCGCCCCCUGUAUCUAGACGAUGUCUACCGGAUCCGCGACUACGAUCGUAAACACGUUGACCCCGGUAGCCGCGCAGACCCGGAAAAGAAGGCCCUCCUCUCUGCAGCAAAGGAAGUCAUCCACUUGACAAAGCACAUCGGAACGGAAAUCGUAGGCCUGCAGCUAAAGGACUUGACGGACCAGCAGAAAGACGAGCUGGGCCUGCUGAUAGCCGAGCGCAGCGUUGUCUUCUUCCGAGACCAGGAUAUCUCGCCGCAGCAACAGAGAGAACUGGGAGAAUGGUACGGCGAGAUUGAAGUUCACCCCCAAGUCGCGCAAGUCCCCGGCCUCCCUGGCGUCUCCGUAAUCUGGCCAGCCCUCCAAGCAACAGAAUUCCCAGCCAACUUCCGACGCCCCGGAGGCGCCUCACGAUGGCAUACAGACCUCGUCCACGAACGACAGCCCGCAGGGGUAACGCACCUGCACAACGACACCGUCCCCUCCAUCGGCGGAGACACGCUCUGGGCAAGCGGAUACGCCGCAUACGAGAAACUAUCCCCAGCCUUCCGACAGAUCAUCGACGGCCGCACAGCCAUCUACCGCUCCGCGCACCCGUAUCUAGACCGCAAGAACCCGGAUGCCGGGCCUAAGUUCGUAGAGCGCGAGCAUCCGAUUGUGCGCGUGCACCCGGCGACGGGGUGGAAGGCGCUGUGGGUGAACCGCGCCAUGACGGAUCGGAUUGUUGGGCUGGAUCGCGCGGAGAGUGACCUGAUCCUGGGGUAUCUGUAUGAUGUGUUUGAGAAGAAUGUGGACAUCCAGGUGCGGUUUAAGUGGAGUCCUAGGACAAGUGCUUUGUGGGAUAAUCGGAUUACCAUCCACAAUGCGAGCUGGGACUAUGAAGGCUCUGAGCCUCGUCAUGGCACGCGCGUUACGGCACUGGCGGAGAAGCCCUUCUUUGACCCUAAGGCGAAGAGUCGCAGGGAGGCGCUGGGUCUCUUGGGGGGCGAUGAGGUCGAGGAAUUGGAGCGACUUCGUCUAACUCAAUAG